Molecule: messenger RNA, 753 nt
Organism: Nestor notabilis (Kea)
Lineage: Eukaryota; Metazoa; Chordata; Aves; Psittaciformes; Psittacidae
Gene: STUB1
Product: STIP1 homology and U-box containing protein 1, E3 ubiquitin protein ligase
Exons: 6
Biological process (GO): proteasome-mediated ubiquitin-dependent protein catabolic process; cellular response to misfolded protein; protein polyubiquitination
Cellular component (GO): Z disc; cytoplasm
Molecular function (GO): ubiquitin protein ligase activity; protein-folding chaperone binding
Source: RefSeq, a predicted model, not a curated record
CCUUUGGUGGCCGUGUACUACACGAACCGAGCGCUCUGCUACCUGAAGAUGCAGCAGCACGACAAGGCACUGGCGGACUGCAAGCGAGCCCUGGAGCUGGAUGGCCAGUCGGUGAAGGCUCACUUCUUCCUGGGCCAGUGCCAGAUGGAGAUGGAAAACUAUGACGAGGCCAUCGCCAACCUGCAGCGAGCUUACAACCUCGCCAAGGAGCAGCGGCUGAAUUUCGGGGAUGACAUCCCCAGUGCGCUGCGCAUCGCCAAGAAGAAGCGUUGGAACAGCAUCGAGGAGAAACGGAUCAACCAGGAGAACGAGCUGCAUUCCUACCUGACCAAGCUGAUCACAGCGGAGAAGGAGAGGUAACGGAGCCGGCGCAGUGGAGAAAAGACUGAGCAGGAAUAAAACACCGAUGAGAGCCGGAGCCGCGUUCAGCUGGCCAGCAUCGAGGCCAAACAUGACAAAUACCUGGCGGACAUGGACGAGCUCUUCUCUCAAGUGGAUGAGAAGAGGAAGAAGCGAGACAUCCCCGACUACCUGUGCGGGAAGAUCAGUUUUGAGCUGAUGCGGGAGCCCUGCAUCACGCCCAGCGGCAUCACCUACGACAGGAAGGACAUUGAGGAACAUCUCCAGCGCGUGGGGCACUUCGAUCCGGUGACGCGGAGUCCCCUGACCCAGGACCAGCUGAUCCCCAACCUCGCCAUGAAGGAGGUGAUCGAUGCCUUCAUCUCAGAGAACGGCUGGGUGGAGGAUUACUGA